CGUGCCCAGAGGCGCCGGCGAUGGCCGGGCCCUGAGCACCAGCGCCCAGCGCCGGGUCAGGAGGAGGCGGGCGCCGCGGCGCGGGCAUGUGUGACCCCGGCGGGGUGCUGGGCGCCCCCGAGGCGCUGGCGGCGCUGGGGGAGGCCAUGGGGCUGGCUCCGCCCCCCGUCCUGGCACCGCCCCCUGCCCUGGCUCCACCCCCCGCGCUGGCCCCGCCCCUCGGGCUGGCCCCGCCCCUCGGGCUGGCCCCGCCCCUCGUCCCCGCCCCCAGCGCCGCCGAGGUGGAGCUCACGUGGCAGGAGAUCCUCUCCCUCAGCGAGCUGCAGGGCCUGGACGUGGCGGGCGAGCCGCUGUACGAGGCGCCUUUCUGCACCCUGCUGCCGCCCGCCGGCCCCUACGCGCCCUGCCCGCCACCACCACCACCACCACCACCAGCAGCACCCAUGGGUGCCCCCACCUUCGCCCCACCACCACCACCACCACCGCCACCGCCGCCACCGCCGGUGCUGCCGCCGCCGGCACCGGCGAGCCGCGACGCCCGGCGGGCGCUGGCGCUGGCGCUGCCCAUCCCGGCGGAGAAGCUCGUGAGCCUGCCGGUGGAGGACUUCAACGCGCUGGUGGGGCGCUACCCGCUGUCGGAGCAGCAGCUGGCCCUGGCGCGCGACAUCCGCCGGCGCGGCAAGAACAAGGUGGCGGCGCGCAACUGCCGCCGCCGCAAGCUCGAGACCAUCGCCCGGCUCCAGGGCGAGCUGGGCCGCCUGGGGCGCGAACGCGACCGGCUGCUGCGCGACCGGGGCCAGGCGCAACGGGCGUUGGGCGCCCUCCGGCGCGACCUCGGCCGCCUUUCGCGCCAGGUGCUGGGCGCCCUGCGCGACGCCGCCGGGCGCCCGCUGCCCGCCGAGCGCUUCGCCCUGCGCCUGGCGCCCGACGGCGCCGUCUGCCUCGUGCCCCGCGCCGCCCGCCCCGACGAGCCCGGCGACUGA
Messenger RNA from Rhea pennata, 983 nucleotides. RefSeq names its product nuclear factor, erythroid 2 (gene NFE2). The transcript has 4 exons. Lineage: Eukaryota; Metazoa; Chordata; Aves; Rheiformes; Rheidae. Gene Ontology annotation, molecular function: DNA-binding transcription factor activity, RNA polymerase II-specific; RNA polymerase II cis-regulatory region sequence-specific DNA binding. The record is from RefSeq and is a predicted model, not a curated record. Gene Ontology annotation, biological process: regulation of transcription by RNA polymerase II. Gene Ontology annotation, cellular component: nucleus. Bases 87 to 983 code for a protein of 298 amino acids.